Messenger RNA from Pocillopora verrucosa, 1076 nucleotides. Its product is annotated as pleckstrin homology domain-containing family A member 1. The record is from RefSeq and is a predicted model, not a curated record. NCBI's taxonomy places the organism in Eukaryota, Metazoa, Cnidaria, Anthozoa, Scleractinia, Pocilloporidae.
CUGAAGCUCCACUGGCAGAAAAUGGCUACGAUGUAGAACGAUUUAGUCACUUUGGAAAAAUGAACGAGUCAAAACCAACGAAAGAAGGAGAGCUCAGAAAAUAUAAGAAUGUAUGGUCUGGCUGGGGAACAAGAUACUUUAAAUUAGAAAGAAUGUAUCUACAUUAUUUUGAGUCUAAAUAUGCUCCAACCCCUGUCAAUACAGUUACAAGAGGAGAUAUUGAUAAAGUAAAGUUAUCAGAUUCAUUUCCAGACAAAAAAAAUGUUUUUGAGGUUCACACAAAGUCAGGGAUAGUUUGGUACCUUCAGUGUGCCACACCGGAGGAGAUGUGGUCUUGGAUGACAGCUUUAAUGCCACAGCAUACUGAGUGCACAAAAGAGGACAAAGAGAAUCAAGGCCAGCAGACUGCAGAGCCAGUGGAGCCGACAGCCCCUCCAGUGUCACGGCCUCCCCAUCAAGGCCCUUACACCGGACCACUGCCUCAUAUUUACCCCGAUUUGUAUGGCCCAGGUUCGCCUUAUCACGAUCUAAGUGUUCAUGGUGGAACAGAACACAGCCCGCCACCCUCUUAUGAGGAGACUUUACGUUCUUCGCCUAGCUUUCUGGAAAAGUCAAGUUAAAACGGGGUUUUCUAAUGCGGAUUAGAAUGAUUAACGCCUCCAGAUGUCCAUAUUUUCACAAACACCCGAGUACAUUUGUCAUUAAUUGCUCAUUGUCUUAGUCAAGAAGAAGCCGCUUUUCCGGGUAACUUGACUCGCAGUUUUGGUACGCCGUACGUUGAAUUUUUUCUACAGCGUCGUAAAGUGCGUCGCAAACUUGCGGUAAUUAUUGAUGAUCGAAGACGGACCUGAUUUUACUCUAUCCAAUAGUUGCUGCUCUCCGUAAACUAUACACUAGGCCUGUUCAAUUUAGACGGUAUUAUACUGGCAAAUUGCUUUGACAUUAUCAGACAACAACAGUGGAGGAAAAAAACAUCUGACUCGAUUGUGGAUGGAUCACAGUUAAGUGAUCUGAAGCUUUCUUUAUGAAGUUUAGAUUGCUAAAAGGUCGUGUUCACAUCAACUUGAUUUUACGGA